Spinacia oleracea (spinach) is the source of this 1777-nucleotide messenger RNA. RefSeq lists its product as uncharacterized. The record is from RefSeq and is a predicted model, not a curated record. The transcript is spliced from 4 exons. Bases 397 to 1551 code for a protein of 384 amino acids. NCBI's taxonomy places the organism in Eukaryota, Viridiplantae, Streptophyta, Magnoliopsida, Caryophyllales, Amaranthaceae.
UCAAUGUUAAUCUCAGAAAAUAUUUUCAUCGUCUAAUAAGCCAGUCUUGUGUCACUGGGGUCAACCUUGCGUCUUUUGUAAUCACUGCCGUCAACCUUUGAUCGUCUAAAUCCCUAAAUUAGUAACUCCCUUCAAUUUUCAAUUUUGUUGAUGAACCCUAGUUCCCAUCCAAUCCUUGUUUUCUCAAUUUUAUGCGUUUCAGAGCUGAUUCCAUAUUCUUAUUUAGCAUUACAAAAUCAAUUAUUUGAUCAAUAACCAUUCAUUUUUGGUCGAAAACUUGGGUACGCAAAAUUUCCAGAUUUCAACUAUGUUGUUUGAACUUGUGGAUUGGGAUCUUAUCUUCAGAAGCUAGGCUUAAUCUGAGAAAUUAAUUUAGGUUUUGUUUACCCACUGGAAAUGGGCAACAAUGUGAUUUGGACUGUAAUUCUAGUGUUUCUGCUCGUUGCCGAUGCUUCAGAUGCUGCCUUCUUGAGGAAUUUCCGGAACUUAGCCGCCUCUCCCCCAAAUGAAGAUCCCAAAAAACCGGGUUCUCCGAUUCCAAGUCCUGUUUUGCCCGGGAAGCAACCAAGCUUAGUUGGUGAAGAAGAGAAGGGUAAAGAGAAGAAGCAGAUUGGGCCUCCUCCAGCUACUAAAGCUGGAAAAGACAGCUCCAAUGAUAAGCAGGUGACGAGCACUACACAUACCCCACCUUUGACUCCACCACUUGAUUCUAAAGAACUUAGUAAUACUAAGGAAGCCGUGAAGGAGAAAGAGAAAGGGGAAGAGAAAAAGGAGGAGGAGAAAGAGAAAGGGGAAGAGAAAAAGGAGGAGGAGAAAGAGAAAGCAGAAGAGAAAGGGGAAGAGAAGGAGGAACAGAAAGAUAAAGAAAAAGAGAAAGGGGUGAGCAAACCCGUUGUACCUGUUGGAAGCGAUGAGAAUUGUGAUGGGGUAGAGAGAAGAUGCCAGGACUUGAAGUCGAUGUCUGCCUGCAUCAAGAGUUUUGACUACGAUUCCAAGGAUUUGGUCCUCCUUAUCCACAACAAAGGGGAUAGUGGCUUGAAAGUGGAUGUUACUGCAGUGUCUUCUGGGAGUAAGCAGAAGGUGAUUGAUGUCCUGAAGCAUCAGAGUAAACAGGUUAAAAUGUCAGUUGGUGAUGCUGGAAUUGAUGAGAUCACUCUAAAUGCCGGUAAUGGACAAUGUAUGCUGCAUCUAGGCGUUCCUGCAUCACAGGGGAAUUUCUUCAGAUCAAUACCAUCAUAUUCCAAGUUUGUGACUCCCAUAUACGGAGCCUACUUGAUGCUAGUGAUAACCUUAAUAGCUGGAGGGGUGUUCGCUUGUUGCUGCUGGUUCAGGAAAAGGAAAGGACAGCGUGAUACCCUAUACCAGGAACUAGAAAUGAGUAUGCCAGAAUCAGCUGUUGCUGCAGAAACAGCAGAAGGAUGGGAUGAGGUUUGGGAUGAUGAAUGGGAUGAAGAGAAUGCUGUUAGAUCACCUGGAGGCCAUAGAAUUUCUGCAAAUGGUUUGACAUCACGAAACGCAAAAAAGGAUGACUGGGAAGAUUGGGAUGAUUAGAAAUUUUUGGCAGCUUAAAAAUGUUGUUGUAAUGUGGGAGUUUGCAUAGUAAAAACAUGUAGGGGUACAAACCCUUUAUCAUAACACCUUAUUUACAUAUAUAGGGGGUUUAUAGUGAAAGCAGCUCGAGUUUUUUGACUUUUUUUUUUAUGGACAGAUUUUUGACAUUUUUGGCCCUAUGUAUAUGCAAAAGUUGAUUGAUUCUUAUAGUUAUACCAGUUUCUUA